Onychomys torridus (southern grasshopper mouse) is the source of this 2121-nucleotide messenger RNA. RefSeq names its product solute carrier family 29 member 1 (Augustine blood group) (gene Slc29a1). Gene Ontology annotation, molecular function: nucleoside transmembrane transporter activity. Gene Ontology annotation, cellular component: plasma membrane. The transcript has 14 exons. Lineage: Eukaryota; Metazoa; Chordata; Mammalia; Rodentia; Cricetidae. The record is from RefSeq and is a predicted model, not a curated record. Gene Ontology annotation, biological process: uridine transmembrane transport; nucleoside transmembrane transport. Bases 293 to 1663 code for a protein of 456 amino acids.
GGCUGUCGCGGGAGGAGGUGGCCCGCACGGGCCCGAGGCGGGCCCAGCAGAGGGCGAGUUUGAAAGCGCUCGGGCGGGCGCGGGAAGCGCGGGUCGAGCGCGCAGAUUUCGGCGCGGGAGGUGUCCUUCUCCAUCAGGACCCAGCCUUCUGCCUGAGCCUGAGCUAGGACCCCCUCCUAGGGAGCACCCAGGUUCCUUUGACUCCAACCCUUCUGCCAAAGACGACUAUACAAAUCUGCAAGAGCCAGAGGGAGGGAGCUGCCAGCCAGGCACAGCCGAGAACACUGGAACCAUGACAACCAGUCACCAGCCUCAGGACAGGUAUAAGGCAGUAUGGCUUAUCUUCUUUGUGCUGGGCCUGGGAACAUUGCUCCCCUGGAAUUUCUUCAUGACAGCAACUCUGUAUUUCACAAACCGCCUGGACCUGUCCCAAAAUACAUCCUCAGUCACUGACAGAUGGAGCGAGGACACGGAGGCCUCACCUGCCCCCACAGUGCCCUUGCCAGAGCGGAGUUCGCUCAGUGCCAUCUUCAACAAUGUCAUGACCUUGUGUGCCAUGUUGCCCCUGCUGCUCUUCACCUGCCUCAACUCUUUUCUGCAUCAGAGGAUCCCUCAGUCUGUUCGGGUCCUGGGCAGCCUGGUGGCUAUCCUGCUGGUGUUCCUGAUCACUGCCAUCUUGGUGAAGGUGGAGAUGAGUGCUCUGUCCUUCUUCAUCGUCACCAUGGUCAAGAUUGUGCUCAUUAAUUCAUUUGGUGCCAUUUUGCAAGCCAGCCUCUUUGGUCUGGCUGGUGUGCUGCCGGCCAACUACACCGCCCCCAUCAUGAGUGGCCAAGGUCUGGCUGGCUUCUUCACCUCUGUGGCCAUGAUCUGCGCCAUCGCCAGUGGCUCCGAGCUGUCAGAAAGUGCCUUUGGGUACUUUAUCACAGCCUGUGCCGUUGUCGUUUUGGCCAUAGUGUGUUACCUGGCUCUGCCUCAGCUGGAAUUCUAUCGCUAUUACCUGCAGCUCAACCUUGAGGGGCCCUCUGAGCAGGAGACCAAGUUGGAUCUUAUAAGUAAAGGAGAGGAACCAAGAGGAGGAAGAGAGGAAUCUGGGGUACCAGCUCCCAGCUCUCCACCCAUCAGCAAAAACCACUCUAUCAAGGCCAUACUUAAGAGUAUCUCAGUCCUGGCUCUGUCUGUCUGCUUCAUCUUCACGGUCACCAUUGGGCUGUUCCCUGCUGUGACAGCUGAGGUGAAAUCCAGCAUUGCUGGCACCAGUGCCUGGAAUAGCUACUUCAUUCCUGUGGCUUGUUUCUUGAAUUUCAAUGUCUUUGACUGGCUAGGCCGGAGCCUCACAGCUGUUUGCAUGUGGCCGGAUAAGGAUAGCUGCUGGUUGCCGGUUUUGGUGGUCGCCAGGAUCGUGUUUAUUCCUCUGCUGUUGCUAUGCAACGUGAAAAAGCACUACUACCUGCCUGCGAUCUUUAAACACGAUGCCUGGUUCAUCAUCUUCAUGGCUGCCUUUGCCUUCUCCAACGGCUACCUUGCCAGCCUCUGCAUGUGCUUCGGGCCCAAGAAAGUCAAACCAGCUGAGGCGGAGACCGCAGGAAACAUCAUGUCCUUCUUUCUUUGUCUGGGCCUGGCUCUGGGAGCUGUAUUGUCCUUCUUGUUAAGGGCACUUGUGUGACAACAUGGGGACAGACGGACUGCACUGCCUGCCUGCUUCCUGCUCAUUUUCUUCCCUGCCUGGGAGGAGCAGGGGUCCAGAGGUUUGCUCUUCUAGCUAACCUUGCCUUUCUUCUGGCCUGUGCUAGGCCCAGAUGUCCAGGCCCCAGGGAGGAGCCUCCUCGGAUGGACUUGAGAUUGAGGGGUCAGAAUGUCAAGGGAGCACAGUCUCUUAUGGAGAGCUCUGACUGCCCCUGCUUAAACCAAGCACACGCAGCUCCUAGGCUGAGAGAGCUCCGUCUAUCUGCCUAUCAGGAGGAUGGGUGGAGGUGGAAGGCUGACUGGUGGGUCAUGUGAUCUGUUGAUGUUCCUUCUCCUUCCUCCUUGUCCCUGUUCCUUGUCAUUUUGCUGCCUUUUUAUACUGACAGAAACCAGGAGCCUCUGGGUCCCUGAGAUUAAAUAAACGUUUUGUUUUGUUUU